Messenger RNA from Heteronotia binoei (common prickly gecko), 3126 nucleotides. RefSeq names its product NFKB inhibitor epsilon (gene NFKBIE). Gene Ontology annotation, cellular component: cytosol. The transcript is spliced from 6 exons. The record is from RefSeq and is a predicted model, not a curated record. Gene Ontology annotation, biological process: cellular response to lipopolysaccharide; signal transduction. Gene Ontology annotation, molecular function: protein binding. Bases 233 to 1351 code for a protein of 372 amino acids. Lineage: Eukaryota; Metazoa; Chordata; Lepidosauria; Squamata; Gekkonidae.
GAGUUCCCAGGACCUUCCCUUCGGAGAGGCUGGGCGGAGUCUAGCUGCUUAAGGCUGCGGGAGGGUCACUGAGUUCGGUGCUUUGGCCGCUCGAGACAGCUGUUCUCUUGGCAUGCGACCUCCGCGGCUCCCCCCAGCCCUGGUUUCCUAGGACAAUGCUUGCCCCAAGCGCUUAGGCGCCUCUGUGCCCUGAGCUUCUUUCUGAGGCAAGGCCACCCUUCGCCGCUGCACCAUGUCGGAGACUCGAAGCGACAAUGGUAAGAAGGAGGCGCAGGUGGAAGACGACGGCUUGUACCUGGAAGAGGGGCAGUGCGAUUCGGGUAUCGGCUGCAGCCGCUCCCUGCACGGCCAACUAGGAGAUAGCGAGCCCCGAUCGCCGUCAGCCCCCGGGGUGGCGGUGGAAAGAGACCCCGAUCCUCCGCGCACAGGCAAGGAGGAAACAGACGACGCCUUGGAGCCGGAGGAGAGGCUCGAUUCCAGCUACGGGUCGUCUUCUCUUGUCGAGUCUUUGCGGGGGCUGGAAAAGACUCCUGAAAAGGAGGAGGAGAAGGAGGAAGAAGAAAGGCUUCGGCGGCAGCUGCUGGAGACUUUCUUUUUCGUCUCUGAAGACGGAGACACGCUUCUGCACCUGGCAAUCAUCCACUGCAUGCCUUCUAUAGCACUCUGCUGCAUUGCUCAGUUGCCCAUGGAAGUCUUGGAGAUCCAGAAUGACUUAUUCCAGACUCCACUACACCUGUCUGUGUACCUGGAGCAGUCUAAUGUGGUGCAAGAAUUAGUUUUGAGAGGGGUGAACACAGCAUUACAAGACCGCAAUGGAAACACCCCACUACAUUUGGCUUGUGAACAGCAGAGUCUGGAGUGUGCCCAGCUGCUGCUGGAGCUAGUCUUUGGCAAGUCCUUGGAGCCCAGGAGAGCCCUACAAAAUCUUCAGCUCCAGAACUGGCAAGGCCUGACUUGCUUGCACAUCAGCACCUUAAAAGGAAAUCUGCAGCUGAUGGCACUGCUGGUGAAGAAUGGAGCUGACAUAAAUGUUCAGGAUGGUACAAGUGGAAAAACGCCGCUUCACUUAGCGGUGGAGAACCAUGACGAAAUGGCUGUGAAACACCUUCUGCAAAUGGGAGCCCGGGUAGAUGCUCUGAUGUACAACGGUUGCACCCCACUUCACCUGGCUGUAGGCAGGAAGGAUGCUACCAUUGCUGCCAUCCUCUGUCACUCAGGGGCAGACACCUUGCUGCGGAACAUGGAGGAUGAGACAGCACAGGACCUGGCUGAUGGCAAUGAUGAUAUACUUACUCUCCUACCUUUUGAUGACCUGAAGAUCUCUGGGAAGCCUGUGGUGUGCUCCAGUUGAGCAUCCUAAGACUUGAAUUAGGUCCUCAGUUUUUUGGGAGAUGGAAGACCAGAACACUGCUGCUACAGGUUGACCAGACCAGAGCUGACUCCCAGAAAAUAAACCCACUCGUAGUAGAGCCUGAGGCUUUGUGCCUCUUUCAGACACUUCUUGCUAGUGCACUGGAUUGUGGGAGCUGCUGCUGGAGGAACACUGCUCCCUGUACAUUGACUUUAUUGCCUGGAAGAUGAAAGGGAAUUGCUUCUUUUUGAAAGACAUGGAUUUAGAAAGACAAGGUUUAUGUUUGCUUCACAUGCUUUGGCCCAAAGGCCAGAGAUUCUGGAGAGAUGUCUUGAUUUUUUCUCUUAGACUGUGCAGUGAAUAGAAAUGGCAAAUUAGCUCUGCUUCCCCCAGAAGCCAACAAUAGGAGGGUUUAUAUCUCAAGUCAAUACAGCUGAUGGUGUUUGUUUUGAAAAUACAAAAAGAGUUCCCUAAUCUAGUUGCUAUCGCUUUGGUCUCAUGCAUUUCCUUCAGGGGCCAUUGUAGCCUGCAUUGUUGUUCUGGCUUGUAUGUCCGGGUGCUGAGAGCUGCACAAUAGCCCUUUCUUUCAUUUUAGCCCACCUGCUGCCUCCCAUGGAGGAUAUCCCAUUGCAAAUAGAUCACCAGGACAGGAGCCUACCUUCAGUUCUGCCCACAACAUACAGAACCUGAGGAGACCUUGAAGGCUGAGCUCAUGGAGAUAGAAAUGUGACAUCCACCACUUCUGCCUGGGAAUAAUUGUUCUUGGGAUUCAGACUCAGGGAGAUGCACUGUUCUGUUUCAGUUCUGUUCAGGUUUGCUGGUUUAUGCUGAUGUGCCAACUUCUUUAUUACAUUGCUGCACUAGAAUACUAUACUUCCCCCAGGCAAAGGAAUGCUGGCAAACUGAAUUCCUGCUUGCAGUUGGAGCUUAGCUCAGGAAAUAAGGAAAUGCUAGGAUCUGUCCCACUGUCAGGGGUUAUUGGCUCCCUUCUUGGAGUACUGCUCUUCUUCAUUUUGAAAAGUAGUUUUUUAAUACUCAUAUCACAAGAAGGCUCUUGCCUCUUUUGCAAUACUAGUGGAAGAAGCUGUGUCACUGGAACAGCUUCCUGCAUCCUCUUAGCAUUUGAACAGAACUUUUUCUGGGAUUUGUCAGCCUCAGCCUAUGAAUAAUCCAUUCCUCUUGCUUGUUUCUGUCUUCUAAACUGUAGGAUGAGUGACCCCAAAGCCACCUGUUCCAAGAAAUUUCAACAGUGGUUUGGAAAUAGGGACCAGCAAAGUGAGGAGAUGAAGGAUCAUUGAGUUCAGUAUCAAUUUCCUAUUGAAGGUUACAGUGCUCUUCCAAGAGACAAUACUGUUCACUCUCUCUCUCCCUACACUUAUUACAGCUGAUGAGUGAAGCAUUUUGGGUCAGCAAACAAAGGAACUGAAGUUGCUUACAUGCAGCCCUUACUUUGCUUGACUGGGGAAAUUCCCAGCUCUCUCCCGCCUACAACUGCUGCCUGGGAGCAGCUGUUUGUAACCUGGCAAAUCCUGGGUGGCGCAAUUAGCUGGGAUAUUUUAGGGAGAGGCUUUCCCUUCUUCCUUCCCUGUUUUGGGUUUAUUUUAUAAAGAAUGGGUUUAGAAGCAGUAGCGCACCACCUUAAUAUGCAUCUUUUUCUUUGAUAUUUUUGGGGUAUGUUUUUUGUUUGACUUAAUUGAGACCUUUGCUUUCUCUUCCUCCCCCCUCCCAUGUUUCAUUUUGUUUCCCAAUAACAAAAUAAAUGUUUUUCAGCUGGA